This is a messenger RNA of Durusdinium trenchii, 615 nucleotides long. NCBI's taxonomy places the organism in Eukaryota, Dinophyceae, Suessiales, Symbiodiniaceae. The record is from the annotation of a GenBank genome assembly.
AUGAAGUCCACAUUGCUGUGGAGCUUGGUGCUCAGCCUUGUGGAGCCUGGCCUCAGUGGUCGCAUGGCGCAAGUGGAGAUGGGCACCGUACCUUGUGGCUGUGACAACAAGGUGGGCGUGCUGGCGCCGAAGUCGGCGCUGGACGGCGUCCCGCUGCCGGCGGACCCGUUCUGCCAGCGGCCGUACGUGCACGCGUCGAGGACGAACGGGAGAUACUGCAAGUGCGAUAAGGGCAAGGCGCUGAACUGGCAGUUGGCACAGGGUGCUGCCCAGAAGCGCCUGGAAGAGCUCUUCCAGCCGAAGCUCCAGGCUUUGAAAGACAUGCUCUCGAAAAUGGAGGAGACACUGGGGGUGGAGAUCGAUGCGUCGUCGCUGGACAAGGUGAAGCCCAAGGUGGUGAGCUUUCCCAGGAAGAAUGGCGAAGGGCUUUGGGUGUGCUGCUGCCAGAGUCAGCAGAAUGGCAAGUGCAAGAAGAAUGCUCAGAUGGAGUCGUCCUGGUACAAGAGUGGCAUUCACCAUGAGGCGCCCGCGCGGGCCUGCGAGGCUGAGACGGAGGUGGAGACGGAGGCCGUGCCUUCGGAGGCGCGGAGGGUCGAUGACAUCACAGCCUUUUGA